This is a messenger RNA of Maudiozyma saulgeensis, 849 nucleotides long. The record is from the annotation of a GenBank genome assembly. NCBI's taxonomy places the organism in Eukaryota, Fungi, Ascomycota, Saccharomycetes, Saccharomycetales, Saccharomycetaceae.
AUGCAAAUUCCUAAAGAAUACACUUUAUCUACAGGUUAUACAAUUCCCUCCGUAGCAUUAGGUUGCUAUAAUAUUCCCAAAGAAACUACAACCGAAUUAGUUGAAGCUGCAUUAGAAAGAGGAUAUAGACAUUUCGAUACUGCUGUAUUAUAUGAAAAUGAAAAAGAAGUUGGAGAUGGUAUAGCUAAUUGGUUAUUAAAAAAUCCAGAUCAUUCAAGAGAUGAAAUUUUUUACACAACAAAAUUAUGGAAUUCACAAUUUGGUUAUGAAAAUACUAAGAAGGCUAUCUUAGAUUGUUUGCGAGCUGUUAAUUCACUUGGAUAUAUCGAUUUAUUAUUGAUGCACUCACCGAUUGGAGGUAAAACUAUUAGACUUGAAACUUGGAGAGCAAUGCAAGAAGCUGUGGAUUCAGGAAUAGUGAAAAAUAUCGGUGUUUCUAAUUUUGGUAAGCAACAUAUUGCAGAUUUGUUAUCUUGGUUAGAUUUAAAAUAUCCACCAGUUGUCAACCAAAUUGAAAUUUCUCCUUGGUGUAUGAGGCAGGAAUUAGCAGAUUAUUGUAAACAGAACGGUAUAUUUGUUGAAGCAUAUGCUCCUUUGACUCAUGGUUACAAAAUUAAUGAUUUAGGUCUACUGAGGACAUCAAAGGAAACAGGGAAGAAUCCCGCUCAGAUACUUAUCAGAUGGUCCUUACAACAUGGUUACAUCCCUUUACCAAAAACAGAAACAGUUAGUAGGCUCUCUGGGAAUUUAGACGUUUACGAUUUUGAGUUGACCGACGAACAAAUGGUAGAAAUAGAUCAUCCUGAAGCAUACGAACCUACAGACUGGGAAUGCACAACUGCGCCAUGA